AUUUUCUAACACACAACAUGCGAACAUCUCGUGUUAUUGGUGGGUAAAUUUAGCUCAAGUUGCAGGAAUCAGCUCAGUAACCGAACAUAUGCAGCAUGGUCAUUGCUCUCCUCCGUCUCCCCUCAUCGGUGAACUUGGGUUGUGGCUAUUGGGUACACAAUGUACCACCAUGCUUUUGAUGUAAAACAACUGCGCAAGAGACGAAUAGAAACAGGGGGGCGAAGAGAAGAAAAGGGGGGGACGUGAGUAUCGUGUGGUGUUGCACAAUGUUCAUCUUCAUGGGUCCUUCGCUUCGCGCAGUGGACACGCAACAUCCCUCCAUUUAUCGUUUCAGCUCGUUGCGCACACUUGUAAAUUAGCUGCUCCUUUUCUUGCGAUACGUCUUCUCUUUGCAGCUCGGCCCCUUCCAUGGUACCAAUACCUUAUUACUCUCUCAAGUUAAGUGUGAUGAUAGAAGAGCAUUAAAUAAGACUGAAAAACAUAACGUUUCCUCAUCAGCUGAACAUUAAUUAUUGACAAAACUUUGACCGUUAAAGUGCUUCUCCCAUUUGCAUCUACUACUCUGAAAGUUCAAAUGGAUAAGAAAAGGCAAAAGACAACAGAAGACAGGAAGAAGAUGAGAAAACCCAAAGAGGCUGAACCAGAAGCGUCCUCAAAGAGUGUUACCAAUGAAGUUAAGCAGCAGCAGCAGCAGACUAGUCUGGGGGAGUUAACAGAUACAAAGUCUGACCAGUCAGAUGGAAAUUUAAGAAUGAAAAUAGGGGAUGGAGCCAAACGGACAAAGAAGCCCCCAAAGAGCCUUGAGAACUUCAUAUGCAGGCCCACAAUCAGAAUCUCUCAGAGGCUUGCACAUGGAGAUGGACAUAGUUCAUGUGGAGGUGAAGUCUCCAGUCCUGAUAUAAGAGUGGCCAAACAGUCACAUCGCGAGAUUCAGAAAAAAGAUAGGAACGAUUGCAUUUCUCCGAAAGCAUCUACAAGGUUGAGUGUCCCACUUCCCACAUCAUCCAAAAAAGCUGACUCUAAACCAGUCAUUACAGCCUCUAAAAAGCAGGCUCCAUCAAAACACAUGAGGAAGACUGAUUCAAAGUCAUUAUUAACAUCAGAUGGACCUUCGUAUGCAGUUCAACCACAGACAGAUAGCAAAGUACCACUUUCAGAUAAGAUAACCUCCUCUACAUUGCUGAAGCAGACAUAUUCACCUCCAGCUGCCCCUUCUCCACCUUCCUCUUUACAACAGAACUCCAGUCCACAAGACAGCACCCAAGUUUUAAAUGCUCAAAAAGAGAAGGGUGAAAAUCUCCCAGCUGGAGAAGCAAUGACCUCCUCCCUCAGUUCACAUGGUUCAAAUGAUAUGAUGCUGAAUGCUCAGACAUCUCAGCAGUCUUCUUCCAGUAUUGAAAAUGACAGUGAAAGCACAUCAUUUCCAAUAUCAUGUAGUGAGAAUUUAGGAAAGCAAACUCCCUGCCCUUCAAAAAAGAGUAGAAUCAAGGCAAGUAAUGUUGACAAGGUUUUAAAUGCAACAGAGAAAGAAGAUAGAGAUUCUGCAUGUUCCAAAAACACGAGUAACACCAUAAUUAACAGUAGGAGUAAGGAAAAUGGUUUAUUGCAUCAGCAGAGUCCCUCUAUCAAGACACCAUUGCUCCUUACUGCUUCAGAUAAAUCUGCUGAAUCAGCAACUACUGAGAACAGCACUUGUAUGCCAGAGUUACUGGAGAGCAGAGGAAGGAAUAAGUAUAAUGAAAGUGAAGUCAUAGAUGACUCCAGAAAGGUGACUAUGGAACCUACCCAAGCUGUUGCUGUCCAGCCAAAAGAUGGCAGCAGGGUGGAGCAAAUCAUUGACAAGAAUAAGAAAAGAGCUAGGCAUAGUUCUAACCAAGAUGAAGAUGUGCAGUGUUUCUCUCAACCCUCUGGGUGUGCAGAUUCUCAGCUUAACAAUUCCGUUCCAAGUGAUGAGCCACCUUCACAUCUGAAACAAAACAUCAUGUCACAGAAGAAACAAAAAGCUGUUCAGAUGACAAAGAUGGAAAAUUCAGGCGAGAAGAUGGAACUGGUGAAGACCGCCAAUGUUGGUUCCAAUGCCUGUAAAAAGAUACCACAAAAAUCAAACCUUAAAAAAAAUCCUUUCAUUAAGUCAUCAAAGGCGUUUUCAUUGCAAUCAAGACAAGCUGGACAACAUCCUAAAUCUAAACAAUUACAAAAUGUAUCACCCAGAUCAGAAACCUUUUCCUCUGAGCCCCCUCCUAAGAAAAGGGGUCGUCCAAAAAUGACCAAGUUGGGAGAGACUCCUCACGAAAGUAAGUCCCAAAAGUCCUCUACUAAAUUCCCCAUACUUGAAGAUGCAAAUAUCCCUGAUCCAGAGAAUGGCCUGAAACUCCCAAAGCCAACUCCCAAAACAUUAGGUCAUCCCAAAUGUUCCUCCAUUGUCCAGAAAAAGAGAUCUAAAUCACUAGACUCAGCAUCUGGGAAGAAGGGUGCUGCAGGAAAACUCAAAUCCUCUUUGUCUAAAGCUAGAGAUGCUCAAAUCAGCCGGAAACGAAAUAGGUUGAUAAUGAAGACAAUUAUCACAAAUAUCAAUAAGAUGAGAGUGAAGAAGAAGGAUAAAGUACUCACACAGUUUCUUUCAGGGCAAAGCCAAAGUUACAAAUCUGACUUUGUGCAGAAAGACAAUGAAGGUGAUGCAGAUUGUUCGGUUUCAGAUGGAACACACACUUUAUCCUCACUUGUUACCUCUUUUGGGGGAAAAUUUGGCCCACAAAUUAAUAUCAGCAAACGUGGGACUAUCUACAUAGGAAAAAGAAGAGGUCGUAAACCUAAAACUCAAAAAGAAACUACUGGCCAAGACUCUGAACACGUUCUGGGUCAAAAGUCUCAGCAAGUCUUGGCAGAAUCUUCUGAUCAUUUGAACUCUAGGUCCACCUCUGAUGAACGUAGCCAUUCAUUUGAUGGCCAGUCUGCUUUGUGCAGCUCUCCUUUUAAACAUCUUGUGUCCCCUUCACCCACUUCAUCCCCUUCUUUUCGAAGAAAGGUUCAUCUUGGCAACCGUGAAUAUAAUCAACAUUCUGCUCCAAAGGUAACCAGUUCCCAAAGGGUUAAAGCAGUGCAUGAAGAGAAAUCAAAACUUCCUUCCUCCUCGCAGUCUUCACCAUGCUCUUCAGCCACAUCCCAGUUGGGCUCUGCAAGGAUUCAAGACCGCAGAACUACACACCUUGGACAAUCAGUAUUAAUGGAGCAAGAAAGACUCAAAUACAAGUGCCAUAGAAAAGGUCAUAACUGCUUUAGCCAUGAUAAGAUUAGGAGACAUAAACACAAAUGUAAGAAAAAGUAUCUUCAACUUAGAGCCAAAAGACAAGACCCAGCCUUUCUGGCAGAGAUUGAGGAAUUAGUGGUCAGGCUUAGUGAGAUACGUAUUGUGCAUCAUAUCUCAUCACGAGGGUGUGGGGAUGAAGGAAAUUCUGGAAGGAAGAGUGGGAAAGGAAAAGCUCAUCCUCACGUUCUUCAGUGUCUACCACAAAACCUUCAUCAUCCAGCUAUGUUUCAAAUCAACUUCAGUGGUUACUACUCACCUCAGUCAGACUUUUCUCGUGACUCUUUGCAUUAUGUUGGAAUGGCCGAUUUUAAGAGGAAUAAUGGGUGUCCCUCACAACCAGAUGAACAUAUUGUCACACAUUGCCCAGUAGUGCACAAACUUGGCUUCCCACUGUCGGGAGGUGGUUGUUACCACUCGCCAUACAAAAUGCCACUUUCUACCACUUCAUUUGGAUUUGGACUUUAUAGAGGAUACCCUCCAUCUGCAACUAUAUACCCUUCAUCACCGUUUUUACCUUCUUAUGUGCACCCCUACUCCAAAAAUCCCAUUUUAAGCCCAUCAAAGUUCCAUAAAAGGAAGCACAAGUUUCUGAGACGUGACCCUCUACUUUGUGGCGGGAAGCCACAGGGGACCUACGCUAAUGUAACAUCUCAUUCCCCUGACUGGUUCAAUAGAAAUAGCUGGCAACGAGAAGACAAUGGAGAGCAGGCUAUAGAUAAAAGGUUUGUGGAUGAUAGACUUAGAGAAAGAGACGGAAAAGAGGGUUUACUAGGACAAAGUAAGCUCAGGAAAGACCAUUUCAGAAGGGGUCCGCCCUCAAAUUCCCCCUGCUCUUCCUCAACACCCCCAAAACAAGCAGACAAACAUAAAACUUCACCACUUUCAUAUAUAGGACUUGCACAUCUGAGACCGGUAUCAAAAGUUAGGUGGGCAGAGCAUCAGCAGCCAUGGAGGUGGAGAGAGAGCACACAGGUAGAGCCGGGGAACAGGGUUUUAAACCAAGAAGCUGGUUCAGGGUAUCAGGAGGAUGAUGAUGAAGGUGAUGAAGACCUGCCAUCACCUCCCCUAGCAGACAGAGCCAUCCACCAUCACAGUUUCCUGAGGAACCCCAACCUUGCUAGUAGCGCAUACAGUCGCAUGGCAUCUCAAAGGAAUGUUGGUGAAGUUCAGUCUGCUUCAAGGAACUUAAUGAGACCUGGAGGCUCAUUGAUGAAGGAUUGCUCAGCUGGAGGCAUAAGAACAUCAGAGAGUUUCCAGCCUGGCGGUUCACUCUUCUCUGAGCACUAUCCGCAUGCCAGUCCCUCUCUUAAUGAAGGACAAGAGAGAGGAGCAAAAGAGAAAAGACCCAACAUCAUCAGAACACACUUUCAGACCAACGAUAUCAGGCCUUUUUCCUCUUGUACUGCGACCAAAGUCAGCCUUUCUCAUUUAAAUAAAACUAAAAAUACGACGCCAAACAAGAGUAAACUGAAACAUGUCAAAAAGCCUCUCAAGAAAAAGAAUCCCAAAGGUCAAGAGGUCACAGGAAGUGAGGUGAAGAGGAGAGGACGAGGUCGACCAAGGAAAAACCCUGCACCAUGCUUUUCUCUACCUUUACCUGUCACACCUUUACAUCAUGAAACCACAGAGUGUCCUGCGAAACGUAAAAAAGGAGAUGACUAUACAGUACUCAAUGCGACUGACUCCAUGGCUCAGCAUGAGAAAAGGAAAAGAAAGAAAAAAAGAGAUGAAACAAAGAGCAAUGACGGGCAGGUAGAUGAAGGAAAAGACUCAGCUCUGAGCCAAGAGCUCUCACAAUCGCACAUCGACACAUCCUCACCUUCCCAGGAGCUAUCAGUGUCUGUAAACAGCCAAUCAGAGAAGAGGUCUGAAGUGGCAACUGAAAAGAAAUAUGAGUGGGCGGGGCUUUACUCAGAUGUGUAUAAAAGCGAGAACCCCACGAGUAUGUCCUCUCCAGUACACACAGACUGCCUUGACUAUGAUCCUGAAGAACAUGAGCAUGGUCUACUUCCUGCACCUAUACACGUAGGAAAGUAUCUGAGGCUGAAACGGAUUGACUUUCAGUUGCCCUAUGACAUAUAUCGACUCUGUGCACAAGAAAAGCGUUCUAAAAAGUCACGAAAGACCUCUCGCAAGAUGACCCCAUCCAAUGGAUCUGUUGAUGUAAUGUCUCGCACUCAGACCGAAGACGGUUCCUGUAAACAUCAGAAGCUCAGUGUGACUCAUGACUGCGUUUCUGACUGCCUUAAUAGGAAUGACAGCGCUAGACCUAAUACAGAAGAGGUUGGAAAAGAAAUGAGUGAAACAGACAUUGAUAAUAAUCUUCCCAAUCAACCUGACUCUCCCAAACAGCAGGAGAAAGGCAAUGAUGCUGAAAAUAUCCCCUCCCCUCUCCUGAUGAUGCCCUUGUCUUGUGAGGAGAGGAGCUUCGUUUUAGAACAUUGCGUUUUUCUGGUGAGAAACUAUGAGAAAAUGAGAGACAGACAGGCAUUGCUCCUGAGGGAGGAGGUGACAGAGCUAGAGGAAGAAAACAAAGAAGAUAGAGGGAGCAGCCAGAAGGGGGAUCAGAAAGAGGAUCUUGAAGACACCAUCACUAAACCAGCGCCUGACUCACUCGAGUCCACAAAACAGAGAGGGAGACGAGGAGGGGAGAAGUGUACAGAGCAGAAACCUCACGCAAACACUCCAGGAGAUCUAUGACGUCAUUGUCAGUCACAAGGGGUCAUCUGGACAAAACCUCCUCUGCUGAACCUGUGCUCCAGAAAGAGAUCAGACUCGGCUCCUGUCGAUCUCAGUACGCUGCAGAGGCAGCUCCUCUCAGGCCACUAUGAGAGUCUGGACACCUUUCACUCAGACAUGCUGAAGGUGUUCCACUGCGCCGAGGUCAGUUUCACAGAGGGUUCAUGGACUCACACUGUUUGAUGUUGUUCUGCACCUGCCUGGCUUUGACUGUUGAGCUGUCUAGGUCAUACCUCAGAUUGACCAUCAAACAAUAUUCACAAAAGAAUGGAAUAGAUUUUUUAUUGCUGCACAUCCAGAGUAUUUCCCUGUAAUGUUACCAUAGAACAGCACCCUGAAUUGAUUACAGAGACGGUCCCUCUGGAGCAGCCUGAGGUUCAGUGUCUUGCUCGAGGGCACAAUGGUAAUGUCUCAUGCCUCACUUCUUGAGAAGUUCAAAUCUUUCAGAGCCCAAUCAUAAUAUCUGCCUCAGCAAAAUAAUUAGAAAUGCACUGUUAAUAAUAUUUUAUGCUCUCAUUAUGUUUUGAAUGCUAUCAGAAAUACUACGGUUGUGAGUCACCAGUGGGUCGUAAUGUGAGGCAGCUGAGGGAGGUGUACCACAGUGCUCAUCAGGAGGCCUUAACUCAGAUCGGCAGUUUCCUGUGAGUGACAGAAAACCACAUCAGCAACCUCUAUCAGGGAAGUUGCUGUGACCAAACACAGAGGCAUGAUGGGCCUUCCAGAAGGCAGAUAAUGCUCUCCAAUACCAAAGACCUGCUGUAUGUUGCACUCACGGAUGCACUGCACAGGUUAAGACAGCACUCCUGGAAAUGCCAUUUGUGAGCAUGGACACUGCUGAUGCUUGACAACAUAUUUAGUUGAAAGCAACCCAGCCUUACUUUCUCUCAGGGAAAAGAAAGUCAAGCAAAGAAACAGGAGACAUGAUAAAAACAAAUCAAUAUCUAAGACCCCAGAUCAUUUCAUGUACCCGAACAACAUGCAUUUCUUUCAUUUUGAGAUGUUACACUGUAGACUGAACAUAAACAUGUUGAAUGGGAUGCAGGGAACCAUGCGAACAGGACGUGGUGCUGUUUCGGGUUCAAGAUGUUUUAAAUCAUUCAACACACUACAUCAGCUUACCUACAAGAAAAUGGACUUCACUAUUCUUCAGAGGCUCUGCUGACUGAACAGUUUUGAAUGGUGUGAACAGAAUUGUGGUCUAUAGCCUUUUUAAUGUUGUUUUUAUUUAUUUUUUUAAAGUUAUAAUUGUAAAGUAAGCAAUAAUGCAUGAAAGGUUCAAUUACACCGCCUUAAUGUAAGCAAAUGUGUGUUUAUAGCCAUUUUAGAACAGUAAUUUUAAUUUUAAAGGGAAUUUACUACCACUCUGUGCAGAGCUGUCUUGUGCUAGUCACGUUUUGUAAUACAUUGAUUUGUAGCAGUAAUAUUUAUAGCUUUGAGAAAGCUCAGAAAUAUUUUUUUUUACCGUUGUAGAGUAUAUUGUAAAUAAUGUAUAUUUAGCAAAGUUAUGUUUUAAUAUGGUUCAAAAAACUCUAUUUACUGUCUUAAAUUGUUGUGGGAAUUAAUGUUUUCCUUUGAUUCUUUAAUAAUAUUUUUAUAGUUUUUAAGGUUUCUCAAUGCAUGUGCAAUUUGAAACAGGACAUUCAGUGUCUUUAAAACAUCAGAUGUUGAAGUCAUCUUUAUGCAUGGCAUACUUUACAUUGCUUAAUAAUGUAUAAUAGCUGUGUAUGCAUAUGCAACAAAUUAUAUGUCUGUGUUGAACUAAGAAAUUAAUUAUUGGAAGUUCUUUAAGCAGAUUAAAGCAGAACAAAUGAAUUAAACCAGCUACAUUAGUUCACUACAAGUCGAUACUUGGACCAUUAUGCUUUUUAGAUUUAAUAGGUUUUAUUGUUUAUAGAUUAUAUUGCUUGAAGAAAAUUGUAACCAAUUCUAAUAAACCCACAGGAAGAGCUGCA
This is a messenger RNA of Cyprinus carpio (common carp), 7998 nucleotides long. RefSeq names its product histone-lysine N-methyltransferase ASH1L-like. Bases 575 to 6007 code for a protein of 1810 amino acids. NCBI's taxonomy places the organism in Eukaryota, Metazoa, Chordata, Actinopteri, Cypriniformes, Cyprinidae. The record is from RefSeq and is a predicted model, not a curated record. The transcript has 15 exons.